AUGUCCUUAAGAAUGCUAGCACGCCUCGAUCUCUUGAUGGAACCGCUGCGGAUCAGCAGCGCGAUCUGCUCUGCUGGAAGCUUGCUGUUGGAGUUUAUUUCCUUGAGUACUCCUUACUGGGUACUGCAAAGCACCAAAAAAGGUCUGGUACACAGUGGCCUCUGGACUAUCUGCAUAGGUCCAGAUUGUACCAUGUAUUGGUUCAAUCUACUCGCCAUACAUAUCCACUUCACCCGAGCCUUCAUGGUGAUUGCGUGUUUCUGCAGCUUCUUUUCUCUGUUGUGUGUCUGCAUCUCAUUUGAACGUGACCUGCUAUUCAACAUAUCCGUGCUGAGAGCCGCUGUCACCUUCAGCCUCGUGGCAGCUCUCUUAAUCUUGCUUGGUAUGGCGAUAUUUACAUACGUGCAAAGGCACUCGCAACCUUACACGAAUUAUUCACUUGCAUUUGGUUCGUCCUAUGCCUUGGGCUGGGCUUCCGUUCCUAUGCACCUCAUUACAGAGAAUGGAGGAGUCAAGAGCAGGCGAGAGGAUCUGAGUCUUACAUGUCUUUGCAGUGAAGAGGAUUUGGGAUUGCCAAAUAUGUAG
Zootoca vivipara (common lizard) is the source of this 585-nucleotide messenger RNA. Its product is annotated as protein NKG7-like. Gene Ontology annotation, cellular component: plasma membrane. NCBI's taxonomy places the organism in Eukaryota, Metazoa, Chordata, Lepidosauria, Squamata, Lacertidae. The record is from RefSeq and is a predicted model, not a curated record.